UUUUGCGUCGACGAAAUGUGUCACGUAGUUGUUUGAAGAAUAUUUUCAUUAAAAUUGUUCUAGCUAUAAUCAAGAAAUAAAAGCUUGCUGAUAGUGUGACCUUGCAGAAAAAGUGAAGUGAUUUUCAAUUUCCAUUUACUUGAGUCACCAUUAUGACCACUACAAUUGGAAAAUGCUCUUGCAGACAGAUUAUGUACAGGAUGAAGAUGGCUCUACCAGUUUGUGUCCACAAAAAUGCCAGAAACUAUUCGCACGAAGCUUUCGUAGAGGAUUUCGAGAAAAACCACGCGAACUUGUCACUGCUUCAAAGACUUUUGCUAACAGCUGGAUCGGCGACUAUUUCCAUUACAAAUCCCUAUCGCGGUGAUAUGAUCGCCUGUCUAGGCGAAACUACUGGCCAGGGAGCACUCGUCCAUUGUCGAGAUCGGAUGCUCUCCAGCGACGAGGGAAAGAGGAUAUUGGAUGAGAAGCCACGAAUCAAUACCAGAACUCUAGAUUUGCAACGUCUGCGCGAUCUUCCCGAGGGUAGUGUCGGCAAAACGUAUUCUCUUUUUUUGGAAAAUAAUAAAGUUUCACCAGACGAUAGAUCGCCGGUUCAGUUUGUCGACGAUUUGGAAUUGGCUUACGUGAUGCAGCGCUAUCGCGAGGUCCAUGAUAUAUUUCAUGCGGUGCUACUCAUGCCUACGACGAUGCUCGGCGAGGUGAGCGUCAAAUGGGUCGAGGGUCUUCAACUCAAACUGCCCAUGUGUGUCGCUGGUGCUAUUUUUGGUGCAGCUAGACUCAAGCCUAAACAGCGUCAACUUUAUCUCAAUUAUCAUCUUCCAUGGGCUAUUCAAACGGGGAAAAAUGCUAGUUUUUUACUUGGUAUCUACUUUGAAAAACGCUGGGAGCAAUCACUUGAAGAUUUUCAUAAAGAAAUGAAUAUUACGCGAUUAUUAUAAAUUGUUAAUAAAUAAUUAGAUUUUAUUUUUUUUUAGAGUAUUUACUUACAUUAUUAUAUCAGUUUGCAUAUUAAACAAUAUUUAUGAUUUUUUUAAAAAUUAAUUUUAGUACCCUAACAUAGUUAGAAAUCAUGAUUAAUUAUGAAAUUAUUGCCCUUCACUUUGUUAAGACAUUUUCUUUAUACUUAAAUAAUUAUGCUGAUGAUACAAUAAAGGAAGCUUUUGCUGACGCAGUACGUAUCUGACACGUGUAAGCUCCUUUUUGCGUGAGCCCGAUUCAAAACUUACUUCAUAAAUAAAUAUUAAAUUACACGAGGCAAUUUUAAACGGGUAUAAAAGUUAAUAGUAAAUUUAAAAAUAUUCAUACAUUAUAUGGACUUUAAAAAAUACCUCAAAACAUUCGUUAAAAAAGUG
This is a messenger RNA of Trichogramma pretiosum, 1355 nucleotides long. Its product is annotated as ubiquinone biosynthesis protein COQ4 homolog, mitochondrial. The coding region runs from base 153 to 941 and encodes 262 amino acids. Gene Ontology annotation, biological process: ubiquinone biosynthetic process. The transcript has 5 exons. Gene Ontology annotation, cellular component: mitochondrial inner membrane; mitochondrion. The record is from RefSeq and is a predicted model, not a curated record. NCBI's taxonomy places the organism in Eukaryota, Metazoa, Arthropoda, Insecta, Hymenoptera, Trichogrammatidae.